AUGGAUGAUUGGGGUAGGUCGAAAGAUUCAGAUGGCGGAGCGGAGUCCAUCACCGACAUGCGACCAGGACAGGGCGAAGGGAAGGAAGGGGCAGUAUGCUUCCGAUUUGAUAGAUUCGAUAUCGAUGUCGCGGUUAUGCACACCCCUUGUUUCGUGGGAAAGAACGACGAGUGCAAUGAGGAUGAGAUUUGGGAUUUGGGAAGAGGCAACAGCAAAAGGACUGUGCAAGUCGCAGCCACGAUCCAUGCUUCCCGUGCCGCCUCGUCAAAGCGCAUGGAUUAUUUCCUCUCCCUUACACCCCAUAGGCUCACCUCUACCUUCCAAUUUCACCCGCCAUGGCUCAAUAUCGCUCCUCGUAAGAAAGACUCGACUGUUUCUGAGACAUUUCGUAGGCAUGACCAGGGGAAACAAGAGAGAGCUCAAGCCAUGCAAGACGAUCAACCUAAUUCAAGGUAA
This is a messenger RNA of Fusarium redolens, 456 nucleotides long. RefSeq lists its product as uncharacterized. The coding region runs from base 1 to 456 and encodes 151 amino acids. The transcript has a single exon. The record is from RefSeq and is a predicted model, not a curated record. Lineage: Eukaryota; Fungi; Ascomycota; Sordariomycetes; Hypocreales; Nectriaceae.